AUGAGACGGCACUGCAGACACUUGGAACCUUCCGUGGUGCUGAGAAGCACGCCAAGCUCAGCAGCAGCUAGGCAGGUUUUUACUGGUAAUACGGACAAUCACACACCUGUGACGAACAUACUUGACACGCCAGUCGAUGCCCGUUAUGUGCGCUUCUACCCUCAGUCCUGGAAUGAUAAAAUCGCCAUGAGGGUGGAGAUUCUAGGCUGCUACACUAACAGUAGGUUUUCUUCGUUGGUUCGAUUGCUUGGGAUGGAGUCUGGAGCCAUACCUGAUGACAGCAUCACAGCAUCUUCGAUAGUUAAUUCUUAUUUCGAGCCAUACUACGCAAGGUUAAAUGGGUUUUCUUCUGGAUCAGAAGGUGGCUGGAUGCCUAUAUUCACAGGCAUAGGACAGUGGCUGCAAGUGGAUUUAGGAAACAUGAAGCACGUUACAGGCACCAUUAUUCAGGGUCGCCAAAAGGCCGAACAGUGGGUGACGUCAUACAAACUCCAGUACAGUGCGGAUGAAAUCAUCUGGAAGACAUAUACCGGCAGCGAUGGCUCGGAUAAGGUUUUUCAAGGCAACACUGACAUGAUCACUCCUGUAACGAACCUACUGGACAGCCCAGUUGAUGCCCGCUAUGUGCGCUUCUACCCUCAGUCCUGGAAUGGUAUCCAAUUCGCAAUGAGGGCGGAGAUUUUAGGCUGCAACACUAACAUCUGUCAGGUUCCACUUGGGAUGGAGUCUGGUGCCAUACCUGAUGGCAGCAUUACGGCAUCUUCGACCAAACUCAAUGAUUACUUGCCCUACUACGCACGGUUACACGGACUAUCCGGUUAUGGCUGCUGGGUACCGCGUAGCAGCAACAUCGGAGAAUGGCUGCAGGUGGAUUUAGGGGAGAUGAAGCGCGUCACCGGGACUGUUGUCCAGGGCCAACAAUGGUUAUAUCCACAAUGGGUGAAGUCGUACAAACUCCAGUACAGUGCGGAUGGGGCCAAUUGGACGACAUAUAAUGACAGCGAUGGCACAGAAAUGGUGUUUACAGGCAACACUGACAAUACCACGCCUGUAACAAACCUACUGGACACCCCCAUUGAUGCCCGUUAUGUGCGCUUCUAUCCUCAGUCAUGGCAAGGUGCUAUCUCCUUGAGGGUGGAGAUUCUUGGCUGCUGCAUUGACAUGUGUCCAAUACCAGGCUACGUUAGUUUUAACAGGGUUUGCUACAAGGCCUUUACUGAGUCUAAGAACUACGUUGGGGCUAGACAGAGGUGUGCCGAAGACGGGGCACUGCUAGCCAUGCCGAAGGACAAUGCCACAAUCGCUUUCAUACACGACUUCGUAGACAGUGAAACACGUUGGAUUGGGCUGACUGAUAUCGAGACAGACGGCCAGUGGGUAUUUGAAGACGGCCAGACUCUUGAAUCAUCCGGUUUUAGCAACUGGAGAACUAAUGAGCCGAGCGGUGGCACUGUGGAAAACUGCGCUGCAAUUUACGGUCCUGAGAACCUCUGGAUUGAUGCAACGUGCAACAUUUUCCGUGGAUUCAUCUGUCAGCUGGGAGGUUGUGUUGCUCCACCGACCCAAGCCAACACCAUCGGGCCCGUGUGUGACUGCCCCUAUCUGCUGGGGGAGAGCUGCACCUACCCAUGUUCCCCGGGAUAUAACGUCACUUCCGGUGACGUCAUAACGAGAACAUGCACGUCAAAUGGGUCAUGGACAGAACCGGAUCUUUUCUGCCACCCUGAAGCUUGUUACAACUUCCAUUACAACUACAACGCCUGUUACAACUUCCAUUACAACUACAACGCCUGUUACAACUUCCAUUACAAGUACAACGCCUGUUACAACUUCCAUUACAACCUCAACGCCUGUUACAACUUCCAUUACAACUACAACGCCUGUUACAACGCCCAUUACAACUACAACGUUAGCACCUACUACAACAGCUUGGAACUUGAUGGAGAAUCUUCUGAUUAUUUGGAUGAUGAAGUUUCCACCGAGAACAUAUCGCCCACGACCACUCUCCCCACUCUACCCACCAGUACAACUCAACCUCCUGCUUUACUCACUACUCAAGAAUGGUCAACACAACCGACAUUCCUAAUAGAGGUGAUUGGGGAAAUGAGAGAUCUGAUGCAGCUGCUGGAUGCUGCAGCAGACAGACUGCUGGAGGAGGCACCACCGGAAGGAGAAAUUACGUACUUCCGGUCUGACGGUGUGAUGACGGCGGUGAAGAAGGACAUCCCUGAUGUCGGUGUCGUGCCUAUCGGCCAGGAUGUCGGGUCUGUUGUGUUUACCAAGGAGGACAACCUUCCUGAGGGCUCCACUAUGAAGGUCCUGGCAUUUGUCAAGGAUCCAUUUGUCUGGAGCGUCGAGAAAACCGAAGUAUCCUCAUCAAUUGUCAUGGUGACAAUCACCAAGGAUACGGAUGACGUCGGUGGAAGCCCAUCGAACAUAACCGUUAUCGUCAAACAGAAAGUACAGUUUGGGAUCACAAGCGACACAGAGCAACAGUACCACGACACUCUGCCCACAUCGUACAGGCAGAACCUUGCUGAUGCCGGCAGCUCGUCCUUCCCUCUAUCCAAGGUCCCUGACGUCACGGACAUGACGUAUCACGCCGUGUACAUCUCUGACGAAGGUCAAGUUCCUUUGAUCAGAUUCACCAUCGAUGACGUCGACUCAGAGCUGCAGGUGUACUUCCGGUUUCACGACUUCCCAACUGAGGAAGAGUUCGACUACACCAUAACUGUCAAGCCUCCUGAAGUCACUGAUCACGACGGUUUUGAAAUGCCGUACGGCCUGGUGUACUCCAGUUUUAAUACAUCAUUAGUUCCGGAGAUCCAAAAGGAACGAGGAUGGAUCUUUGUUGGAGUAAAGAGAAAAGGCGGAGACCUGCCUCAAACUGGACUGAGAAGACUGCUGACGUCAGCGGUCCGUGCGACAGCGCCCCCUGCCGACUCUGCAGGCUUUGUGCUGCAGUCUGCAGUAGUCUCCUGUCUGCUGCGGGAAAUGGACAACCACACCUGGGACAGCCGCACCUGCAAGAACCAGGUUGCUAUGAGCACGGCAGUGGCCGACAGCUCUGCUCUUGGACAAGCAGCGACGUUCGCCACAGCAAGCCCCAGACUGGCGACGGUCGUUCCCAGCGUCUCCACCAUCCCGUCCGAAGUUCCCGGUGCGGAGUACGUGUACGUGGUGUGUGUCCGUACGGGAACACAGCCUGAUGCCGGCACGGCGUCUGUGGUCGGGCUCAUGGUCACAGGGGCAGACGGCAGGACACCCAUGGUCACUCUCAAUCCUGAUGGCUUGGUCCUGGCCAGAGGUGGUGACACGUACCACAUCAUGUCGACUCCCUCCUCCAUCGGCCAGAUCCAGUCUGUACAGGUCUGGCACGACGGCUCCGGGAAGGGCAACAUGGAGUCACUCUUCAUAGACAACAUCAAGGUCUGGGACAUACAGACAUCACAGGGAUUCUAUUUCCCGUGUAACGCCUGGCUCUCCUCCAGCAAAGGAGACGGAAGGACGAUCAGGACCAUGACGGCAGCUCCUGUUGGAGAAAUGUGGAUGUCAGAGUACACCCUACCGACGUUUUCGUACCUUCUGUACGACGACCACCUGCUGCUGUCAGCCGUGUGUAACUCCGGUGUAAGACACUUCAGCCGGGCACAGCGGAUGGUCUGCUGCCUGACGCAGAUCACCCUGUGGAUGGUGGGCAGCGCCAUGUGGUACGGCUUCAAACUUGGCGCCGGCGAUGUCGUUUUGCUAGACGCCGGCUUCGUCACUUUCCGCCUUUCGGAACUGGCUGGUGUAGCAGCAACAUCGUUCACGGUGUUCCUACCAGUUUACGCCAUCCUUGUGCCGAUAUUUUGCACGCAGCAUCCGUUGGUAGAUCAGAUCCCUUCGGGACUGUAUGAAACACCGACAUCUCCAUCCACCUGGCGAUUUCCGCUUAAGACGGUAGCGUGGAUCCUCGCCAUCCUGACGUCUGUCAGCAGCAGCUUGUUCGUGAUCGUGUACAGUCUACAGUUUGGAGCGGAGAGAAGCCAGGCCUGGCUGAAGGACUUGUCCUGGCCUUCAUGUUCUCUACAUUCGUACUGGAGCCUAUUCAGGUCGAUUUUCCUGAUUGCCUACAUUAAGGCAGUCAUCGUCGGACCUAUUGUGGGAACAGUGACCGUCUGUGUCCGAGGGGGUUUCGGGAAGAAUUUAUCGGGCAAAGAAGAACGCCCUCCACUCGGUGAUAUUCAGAGGAAAAUCCGGGGUUAUGAUGUCCCUGCACGGAGGGUUUUGCCGCCAGCCCCGAAGAAAACCGACCAUGACCCGAACUGGAACGAGAGGAUGACUCAGGGUAGAAACAUCCUGGUCCUCCUGGUGUUGAUGCUGAUCUUCACUGGCAAUGCUUUCUACAUCGGCGUCCUGGGCUUCGACAAACACACCUACUACGUCAGGACGUCGCUGGAGAACAGCCUGCUGUCUGGAUAUGACGAGGUGACCACAGCAGACAGUGCCUGGGAGUGGCUGUCGUCUGACCUGAUGCCGUCCCUCCACCCGGAGCGCGGGUACAACGGGAAGACCCUUAGGUGGCUGGACAAACAGUUUCCGGAUGGAACCAACGCGUUCCGGAUCGGGCCGGUUCGCUUGGAGAGAACCACCGAGUAUAAAGAGAACCCAAUAGACAUAGAUCUCGAGCACAGUGGUCAAAAGCUCUAUCCUGAGCUGCAGAUGUUCCUACAAAGUAAAGCUGUUGGCCGACAGAACGGACGGAACUGUUCUCACAAUGGGACUACAAGUAUUGUCAAUGAAGUCAGAAACAGCACUUCGGCGUGCAUCACCACAGUAGACCUACCCCAGGACGCUGACCAGGCUGCUGCAGUGAUAGACUUCCUAAAACAUACCCACUGGAUCCUGCUGGUUUCAGACACACUCAUCCUAAGGAUCAACUUCUACCACCCUGACGUGAAGCUGUUCAGCACCGUGGACAUCACCCUGCAGUACCUGCCAGGGGGCGCUGGGGAGAUUCAGCCCACGAUCCACACCUUCCGGCUGUUCCAGUACGAAACAGCACACGACUUCGUCCAGAUGAUUUUUCACAUCGUCUUCGUUCUUGUCUACAUCUACAACUUGUUAACCGAGAUUUUGAACGUACAGAAAAGCUGCCGUCUUUACUUUGGCAGUUUCUGGAACAUCCUGAACCUGUGCAACGUCGGCAUGUCCACAGCCGUCAUUGUGACAUUCGCGCUUCGUUACAUCCAGACAGCUGCUGUUUUGGAUGACAUACUGCAGGCAAAAGGACUUCUCGGCAUCCAUGAGUUUGUGGACAUCAGCGCCGCCAGCCAAUGGGACGCGACCUUCAAGGCUGUCCUUUCCUUCUCCAUCUUCAUCAGUACCGUCAGCAUCCUGCGGGUUCUCAACUUCUCCAGAGGCGUGGCGACAAUCUACGCACUGCCUCGGCUGAUAUACGGGGAAGCCUUUGGGUUCUCCGUGUACAUGCUGGUUGUUAUAGUGGCCUACAGCUUCAGCGGGAUCCUCAUAUUCGGCAAGAACAUAGAGAGCUUCUCCGGCUUCAAGAAAACGUCGUACGUGCUGUUUGAGAUGGGGCUGGGGAGGCCGUUCGUCGGCGUCUUUGCGGACGACAUGAAAGAAGUGGAUCGUGUCAUGGGACCUCUGUACUACUCUACAUUCGUAAUCAUCUUCAUCUUUUAUCUGAUGAACCUGGGAGUGGGGAUGCUGUGUAACUGGCUGAGUUACUGUCAGACGUCUGAAGACAUUGAUGUGGACACCGCCAUGGGAGAUUACUUCUGGAACUCCAUCAGGAGUCUUCUGGGCAUUCGCCACGAGUCCCAAGACGCAGACGAUGAUGAAGCACUUCCGGACCACUUUGUGAACGAGACCCUCCAGCGGACGGAUACGGUACUGCAGGAAGUUGACCUGCUGACUGACGUAAUGUACCGGUUUGAGUGCAAAAAGCGAGGAGGGAGGUGGAAAAUGCUCCACUAUUGUGCUGCCAAGUUCUUUGCCCCGGUCAUGACUGUUAUCUUCGAGGACAAAGAACAGCUGAAGGUGUAUGUUGUGUCAGAUUUGGCCAUCAAACAAAACCAAGUAACCUUACAGGUGCAACUCCGGACAUGGUCAAGCUUUACGCCUCUCCAAAACUGGACCGCAGCCUUUGAUAUGGUAGCUAGCUCCGCAAAGAUGGUGUUCAACGAUGCUACCGCUCAGCUCCUGAAGACUGGCAAAUGUGCUUCACGUAAAAACUGUUACUUCACCAGCGCUAUGUACCUGAACAAAAGUCGGCCAUUCGGUCCAACCAACGUACAUUUUCUGACGCCUUUUCAGUCAGCAAAUGGGCUGAAGAAGGCCAAGAUAACAGUUUCCAACGUCACAGUUCUUCCUGAACCGUCCAAGGCAGGAGCGGGCACUACCUUGCGGCUGGAGUUGCAGACCACGGCGCCGGCACCGUUUGUUUGGCUCGAUGCCGGGGACGUGGCGGGGAGGUUCUCCGAUAACGGUUUCUUCAUGAACAUUGAUAGGGUCAGUCUUGAGUUUUACGAGCGUAGUAUCGUAACAGUUGCCGCGUUUCAGAACGAAGUGACUGUGCACUCGCUAUUGAACAUCUACAGAAAUAGCGUGUGA
Messenger RNA from Branchiostoma belcheri (Belcher's lancelet), 6615 nucleotides. RefSeq lists its product as uncharacterized. The record is from RefSeq and is a predicted model, not a curated record. Gene Ontology annotation, biological process: detection of mechanical stimulus. Lineage: Eukaryota; Metazoa; Chordata; Leptocardii; Amphioxiformes; Branchiostomatidae. Gene Ontology annotation, molecular function: protein binding; calcium channel activity. Gene Ontology annotation, cellular component: membrane.